AUGUCUCUGCGAAGAAUUUUCUCAGAGGACGCACCAACACACCAAAGCUUUCCAUCGGUGAAAGUAAAAGUGGUUGCCCUGCACACAAGGACCACAGUGUCAAGCUGGGUUUUUGACAAGGGGGAGGCUCACCCCCUUGUCAAGCAUACAAACUGCACUGCUGCCAUUAGCGAUGGUGUGGCAGUGGUUAAAUUUACUGCGUAUGAGGGAAUAGCAGCCAAACUCACUGAGGGAGGAUGCUAUAUUAUCAGGAAUUACGGCAUGUCAAAGUACGGCAGGACACGUACCAUGUUGUCCCACCGUGAUACUGCAGUAUAUCACACCUCCCAGGUCGAAGUCCCGGCCCACCUCGUGGAGGAAGGCAAAGAAAUGGUCUGCCCUCCAUCCCCUUUCAAACAUGUCAAAGACAUUGAAGGAGAGACUGACACUCUCUUCACUAUUGAGGGCUGUGUCACAGAAGUAAGCAUCUCAUUUACAACAAAAACUGCAAAGUUACAAAGUUUGGUGCCCAUACUUUAUGUUUGCAAAGUUUCAGAUCAAUAUGUGUUGUCAUACUGUUAGACUGUUAGACGUUAACUGCUCAAAUCUCAGACAAACAAGUGAAUAUGCAAGAUUGUGGUGUAUGUGCGAGAUUUACUAAAGUUCAGACGUACAAUGAUAUGUUAACACACCACUGUGAGAAAUUUGAGGCUUAUUUUGACCUGAAAAUUAUGUAAAGCUAUUCAAGAGGUAUCAGAGAAGGAGUCUGUCAAAAUGCAUGACACCCCCUCUUUCAUGCCGUACACAACAGUACAUUAAUAAUCAGUUAAGGGUAUCAAAACCUCUCUGGGGUCUGUCCUAUCCAGAGAUCUGUUUUUGUAUAGUUUAUGUCUCCUGCUCUCCUUGGUUGAAAAAGGCUUCUAAAAUCAAUGACUUGUAGCACACUAUAUCCGAAUGUAUUAAAAAUGUGUGUAUCUUUGUGUUUAGAUCAACAAAGUUAAGCAGGUACCUGGCCAGCGGGGCCUACCGGUCCCCAUAAUCGAGAUCAAGAUCAAAGAGGUAAAGAAUAAGUCUACAUACAAAACUGACAGGAAAAUAUAAGCAGAAUGAAGAUUUAGGCAACGAGAGUUGUCAGUAAAUACAAUUCUUAUGAGGCCUGUUUCAUUAUUACAGAAAGAGGCAGAGGUAAAAGUCUGCCUCUGGCGAGAAGCCACAUUGGCGGAACUGAGCCUGGGGAAACCCUGUCGUAUCACCCACCUCAGGGUCAAGACCGCGGGCCAAUAUGGGUUCAUACUGCACACCACGAACUUCUCAGAUGUUGAAGUAAGUCAAAGAUGUACAUACUGUGUAAUUCACUGAAUUGUUGUCUCCUUUAUGAUGAGCCUUUUGCUUCUAAUCAGGUCAGAUUGUUCUAUGACGUGCACCUGUCCCCCACCACCACCACCACCAUGACCACCAACUGCUUGUGCAUUAGAAUUAGUUUCAUUGGCAAAAAGCAAAUGAGCCUGCAAAAUUGCUUCCUGAUUUUUUUUUUUCAAGUUUUCUCCUCCCCCUGAGGAGGUGAUGUAGUUAUUUCUUCAUUUGUUUGGACAAUAGUUGUGUCACUACAGAAAACAAGAAUCAGAACUCUGAGAAGAAACACUGAACCUGUACUCUGGACCGAAAAUGAUGGUGUGCACUGUGUAAAAUAUUUCUCCUCAAUAGAUGGUGACCAAGCACGUCCAAAUUGCGGUGGCGGGUUUCUCAUUCAACGAGGAAGACGAAACUGUCAACAUCCUCGAUGACAGCUAUGCGGAGUGGACCGUCCCACGCUGGAUGUGGGACGAAAAAUUUCCCGAUGCCGUCACAACAAUGCCAGCAAGCGUUAUCAUCGCUUUUGAGGAGGGAGAUGUGGUCGAUAUUUUAUAA
Molecule: messenger RNA, 1887 nt
Organism: Xyrichtys novacula (pearly razorfish)
Lineage: Eukaryota; Metazoa; Chordata; Actinopteri; Labriformes; Labridae
Source: the annotation of a GenBank genome assembly